This is a messenger RNA of Gossypium raimondii (Peruvian cotton), 1783 nucleotides long. Its product is annotated as polycomb group protein EMBRYONIC FLOWER 2. NCBI's taxonomy places the organism in Eukaryota, Viridiplantae, Streptophyta, Magnoliopsida, Malvales, Malvaceae. Gene Ontology annotation, cellular component: nucleus. The coding region runs from base 190 to 1470 and encodes 426 amino acids. The transcript has 15 exons. The record is from RefSeq and is a predicted model, not a curated record. Gene Ontology annotation, molecular function: chromatin DNA binding.
ACUUUCUUUUAUUUAUAUUUAUUUUAUUUUCCUUUUGGAUUCCCUUUUUUCUCUUUAUAUAAAAAAUAAAAUAAAAUAAAAAUUCUCCUUCCCUUUCCUUCCACUUCGCCUACUAUUCAGAAACCGCCAAUUCCAAAUUUUCCGGCGACUUUCCAGAUCCGUCGAUACAUUCAAUUUUCAUCUCUGGUCAUGUGCCGCCAAAAUUCAUGCUUGCAUUUGUCUGCAGAGGAGACAGAUACAACUGUAGAGAAUCUCUUAGUAUAUUGCAAGCCUGUUGAAUUAUACAAUAUUCUUCGUUGCCGUGCUUUACACAAUCCUUCAUAUCUUCGAAGAUGUCUGAAAUACAAAAUACAGGCGAGGCGUAAAAGGAGGUUGAGGGCUGGAAUUGUAAUUUUCAACUAUAAGGAUUAUGGCAAUAUGCUACAAAAGACUGAAGUAACUGAAGAUUUCUCGUGUCCAUUUUGCUUGAUGCAAUGUGCAAGUUUUAAGGGUCUGCGAUAUCAUUUGUGCUCAUCGCAUGACUUAUUCAACUUUGACUUCUGGGUGACAGAGGAGUAUCAAGCAGUUAAUGUCUCAGUGAAAAUUGAUUCAUUAGUAUCUGAGACUUUGGCAAAUGGAGUAGAUCCACGAGUAGAAACUUUCUGCUUCUGCUCAAAAUCUCGAAGACGUAGGUCUACAAGCCCUCUGCAGUGUGUGAAGAAUGUCAGUGUACAAUUUUUGGAGAUGGACUCACCCAAAAUUGUUAGUGAAAACAGGCAGAAUGGUUCUCUGGAGAAUGACGGUGAGAGGGCUUCCAAGUCAAUUCCUCUGGAGAAAGAUUUGCAGAAUGGAUAUAAUGGUCUGGAGAACUAUGGCUCUGAUUAUGCUAGUGCAACUGAGUGUCUUGCACGAGUUGCAAAUAGUUGCGAUGGUCCAGGAGUUUCAAUUGCAAUGGCUCAUUCUCCUUUGGACCCUGAUUGUAUUAAAACAGUAUCCGGAACUGAUAUUGCAGCACCUCCUGCAAAAACAAGGAAAAUAGCGGUAGAUCGAUCUGAACCUAGGAACCGCUUGCUCCUGCUGAGACGCCAAUUCUUUCACUCACACCGAGUUCAGCCAAUGGAGAUGGACCAAGUAAUGUCUGAUAGAGACAGUGAAGAUGAAGUUGAUGAUGACAUCGCUGACCUUGAAGAUCGCAGGAUGCUCGACGAUUUUGUGGAUGUUAGCAAAGACGAGAAGCAACUUAUGCAUCUUUGGAACUCCUUUGUUAGAAAGCAAAGGGUUCUGGCUGAUGGUCACGUUUCCUGGGCAUGUGAGGCUUUCUCUAAACUCCAUGGGCUGGAUUUGGUCAAGUCACCUGCUCUCUUUUGGUGUUGGAGGUUAUUCAUGAUAAAACUUUGGAAUCAUGGUCUUCUUGAUGCCGGCGCAAUGAACAACUGUAGCAUGAUACUUCAAAGAUGCCAAAAUGAGGGAUCGGAUGCUAUGAAAAGCUGAAAUAUGAUAAAAAGCCUCAAAAUGGAGGCUAAGCACAUUGGUUUAUCCUCCAGAUAGAAGCCCAUUCUUUCCAUGAUUCGAUCACAAUAUUCAUCAAAUUUGGCUGGAAAUUGGUUCUUAAAUAAUUCUUUCUCCAGGUAACUGAAUGCCUCCUCAUUAUUGUAACAGCAAUAUCUUAAUAUAUUCAAAACUGGCACUAGGUUCACUUUUCUAAUAUAUAAUGAAGUAAACUGAUUUCAGCCUCAUUGUUCUUGUUCUGAACUGAUUAUACUGCUAUGUAUACACAAAUAUAUAUAUGUUUUUCCCUUCUUCA